CACUCGGCCUCCGCACCUGGACAGGGCAGCGGGGCGCCGGCGGUUGCGCUAUUCAAAUCGGCGGACUUCCGGGUGGCGGCUUGUGUUUGAGCCUCAGAAAGCGAGGAGCGGCCUCCGCAGAAGCCGAGCUGCAUGAGGUUGCAGUCACUCAGCUGGGAAAGGAGGCAGUGCUCUUGGGAGAAACGGCAGAGGCCUCAAGUUUCAGGCUGAAGCCGGAAGAGUCCCAACCAGUGGGCGUAUCCCAAGAUGAAGAAUUUUGGAAAACAUACCAGGGUCUGCAAGAACAGCUGAGGAGGAAUACUCAUAAAGAGACUGAGCCUGUGUAUGAGAUGGAAAAGGUCUCACUCCGUUACCCAGGUUGGACUGCCGUGGUGUGAUCACAGCUCACUGUAGCCUCAACUUCCUAGGCUCAAGCAAUCCUCCCACUUCAGCCUUCUGAGUUUCUGGAACUACAAGCAUGCAUGCCACUACACCUGGUUUGUUUUUUUUUUUGAGAUGGAGUCUCACUUUGUCACCCAGGCUGGGGUGCAGUGGCACAAUUUCGGCUGACUGCAACCUCUGUCUCCCACGUUGAAGCAAUUCUCCUGUCUUACCCUCCAGAGUAGCUGGGAUUACAGAUGUGCACCACCACACCCAGUUAAUUUUGAGGUCUUGAACUCCUGACCUCAGGGGAUCCGAUCCUCCUGCCUCAGCCUCCCAAACUGCUGGGAUUAACAGGCGUGAGCCACUGAACCUGGCCUAUACCUAGCUGUUUUCAAUUUUUUUUUUUUUUGUAAGGAUGAGAUCUCACUAACUUGUCCAGGGUGGUCUGAAACUCCUGGCCUCCUACCUCAGCCUCCCAAAGUGCUGGGGUUACAGGAAUGAGCCACUGUGUCUCAAUAGCUACUAAUUUUUGUAUGUCAAUUUUGUAUCUGCAACUUUUCUGAAUUCACUUAAUUCUAACAGUUUUUGGUAGUGUCUGACAUUUAUAGCAUAAUGUCAUUUGUAAACAGGGACAAUUUAACUUCUUCCUUUCCAGUGUGGUUGACUUUUAUUUCUUUCCUUUGCCCAAUUUCUCUGGCUAGAACUUCCAGUAUUAUGUUGGGUAGAACUGGUGAAAGUGGGCAUCCUCGUAUUGUUCCAGAUCUUGGAGGAAAAGCUCUCAGCUUUUCCUUGUUUAGCAGGAUGUAGCUAUGAGUUUGUCACAUAUAUUAUUGUAUGAGGUACAUAUACCUAAUUUGAAGAGAGUUUUUAUCAUGCAGCAAUGAUGAAUUUGUCAAAUGUAUUUUCUGCAUUUAUUGAAAUGGUUAUAUGCAUUUCAAAAGUUUUUGUGUUUCAUUCUGUUAAUGUGAUAUCAUGUUUAUUGAUUUGUAUAUGUUGAAACAUCCUUGCAUCUCUGGGUUGAAUCCCACUUGAUCAUGGUGAAUGACCUCUUAAAUGUGCUGUUGAAUUUGGUUUGCUGUUACUUUGUUGACUGUGGUAGUGCCUUUUCAUUUGGGACCAUCACCUCUAACCAAAUCUAGCCUAAGAACAGCUACUUCCUCGAUCCGACCAAGCUCUUUUUCCUAUCUUGUUAACAAAGUCACACCAAUACUUCCCCCUCACAUUUGGAUGUUAAGAAACAAGGCCCUUAAAGAUACACUGAAGGUGCACCUAGGUGGCUCAGGAUACAUGUGACUAAAGCACUGCUCUGCCCUUGCCUUUCCCCACACUCAGGCUCUGUUUGCUCUUUCUGUCUCUCUUUUCUGUCCAUUUGGUCAUCUACUACUCUGCUCUCUGAAUAGUGAAGGCAGCAAGGUGCUUCAGAAAGUGCACUAGGAUUCAAGAGCUUGAGUAUUUGGGUGCACUUUGCAACUAAUUAGUUAGGGUAGUCAGUGGCUCUUUAUAACACCCUGUCUAAUCGUCUGUGAAAUGACUAUAAUAAGUGGCAGGAACAUUGUAGGAAUCAAAAUAGAUAAUCUGUGUCAGAAAUGCAUGUGUUUAGAAAACUCCUCAGUGGUUAUAUUUCAUGGCAUACUUUUCUGAGAAGUGUCAUCAGCCUAUUUCACAUCCCAUGCCUUGUAUUUAUAUCCUGAUGCGCUACUACUUGGUGCUACCGGGGCCGUCAUAAAUGAUGAAUGAAUGAAGAGAGGCAAGAUUGAAGGCAGAAGGACUACAUAGAAGCCUUAGUAUUAUCCUCCACUGUUCUUUUUUUGUUUUUUGAGAUGGAGUUUCGCUCUUGUUACCCAGGCUGGAGUGCAAUGGUACAAUCUCGGCUCACUGCAACCUCCGCCUCCUGGGUUCAGGCAAUUCUCCUGCCUCAGCCUCCUUAGUAGCUGUGAUUACAGGCAUGCACCACCAUGCCCAGCUAAUUUUUUUUUUUUUUUUUUGUAUUUUUAGUAGAGAUGGGGUUUCACCUUGUUGACCAGGAUGGUAUCGAUCUCUUGACCUUGUGAUCCACCUGCCUCGGCCUCCCAAAGUGCUGGGAUUACAGGCUUGAGCCACCGGGCCCGGCCCCUCCACUGUUCUUUCUCUCACACUCCACAUCUCACACUCCACAAUUUCAAUCUCCCUCUUCAAAAUAUAUCCAGAAUACCCCAUCCAGAAUCACACACACGUGAAAAUUAGAAAAGUAUUUGAAUGUCCAUUAAAAGGGGAAUGGUUGAAUACAUACAUAUGGUGGGGGGGCAGAGGCGCAUGGAAAAACAUUUUAAAUAGAAUAUAUAUUGUGGUGAAUGCCUAAAUGCAGGAUAUAUAUAUAUGGGAAAAAAAUCAAGAUGUAGUAAAUGGAGAAAGAGUAUAUAUUAAGAACCAGAAAGAUAUACGUGCUGGUAAUGUUACCAGUGGAGAGUGUCCCGGUUCUUGGUGUUUUGAACAAAGAAUUCGACAAAACGUGCAAACAAAGCAAGAAAAAAAGCAACAAAAGCAGAGAUAUAUUGAAAACGAAAGUACACUCCACAAGGUGGCAGCCAUUAGAGCACAGGGGCUCAAGAGCCAUGUGCCAGAAUUUUUCUGGUGUUUAAACACCCUCCAGAGGUUUCCUAUAGGUCACUUGGUGUAUACCCUAUGUAAAUGAAGUAGUGCCCCACACUCAGAGGCUGAAGUGAAGUCACAAAGGUUACACCCUAUGCAAGCAUUUGAUUGGUUGUGGGAAUCAACCAAUCAGAGGCCAAAGUGAAUUACAAAGUUACACUGCUAUGCAAACUUCUGAUCGGGUGUAGAAAGCAACUAAUCAAAGACACUUAAAUUUUUCAUCUGCCACGCAGAAAAGGUUGGGGGUUUGUAAAGGGAGUAGUCUCCAGUCCUUUUGGUGGGUUUUUUCCUUACUUAGGUGAGGAAAGUUGGGGUUUUCCUUUCGAUUUAGUUCUAGGAAGUCAGCGUGAAUGGCCUUAGGUUCCCUGCCUCCACACUCCUCUGCCUCAGUACCAGUUAUUUUGUCUAGGGAGGGAGAGUAGUUUCAGAGGCAAGGUAUGAAGAUAAUUUUUUUUUAAUUCAUUGGGAUUUAUUAUUUAUUUAUUUUGAGACGAUCUCACUCUGCCGCCCAGGCUGGAGUGCAGUGGCAAGUACCUCUCAUUGCAGCAUCAAAUUCCUGGACUCAAGUGAUUCCCCCCGCCUCGGCCUUCCAAAGUGCUGGGAUUACAAGCGUGGAGACUUCAGUUUUAUUUUAUUUAAUUAAUUAAUCAAUUUAUUUAUUUAUUUUUAAGACGGGGUUUCACCAUGUUGGUCAGGCUGGUAUUGAACUCCCGACCUUAGGUGAUCCGCCCGCCUUGGCCUCCAAAGUGCUUCGAUUACAGGCGUGAGCCACCGCUCCCGGCCAAGGCUUCAGUUUCAAGUGAGAACGUUUUUGCAGUACUUACUUAGUAUUAAGAAAAACAAUAUAUAUUGGGGGAAAAAAUCCACUGGUUUUGAAACGAUUUGUAGUCCCACUUCUGUCUUUAGAGAGUCACUUAAACUAUGUUUUGGCUUCCUCAUCUGGAAGAUAAAAAUGGUAAUAGAAUUGACUUGGUAGAGUUGCUGUAUGAGUUACUGUAUAAAUGUUUACAAUUAGGCAUUGCCCGCUAUGAACGCCACGUUUUCUAUCAGGGAAGUCCUCACUUAACGCGUAAAACAGGAAGGCGUGCCCAUCUAGAGCCGGGCCCCGGGUUCUCAGGCAUUGUGAUUGGUCCCAGCAUAUAACGCAAGGCAGGAUUCAUGGACGAAAGUGCUGUCAAUUAGCGAAGGGCGGAAACCAGGUGGAGAGGAUGGUCCUUUAGUGCCGCACUUGAGCGACUCGCAUCUCUCGGAUUAGCUAUUGCGCAUGCGUCUGGCCCUCUUGUGGUCCCGGCGUGACGUAGUAGAAAAGAUGGCGUGCCUAGCUAGUCGCUUAUCUUUUCUCAUGAGGCGGGGCUCAACGCUUGGGUCUCCGCUGUCUGUCCUGCGGCUCUGAUUGCACCCUGGGUUCUUUGACGCACAAAGUCGCAGUGAUUGCGUGAUUCAGAGUGAACUGAGUCCUCAGGGGACGCCUGGGAUCGAGACAGGCCGGAGUGCCGGCUUUAUUGCUCUUCGGAGGUUUCAGUCCAUUCAGGUUCCCCCGUGAGGCCGCCUUUGAAGGGCUCGUUGCCUCUUGCCCUUUAUGCUACGGAAACACUCCUUAGGGGCUAAGGAAACCUAAAGCCCCAUUGCGCCCUUGUACCGAGCGGUGGGGACACGAAGACAGCACAGACACGCUGUUUACCCUCAGCGAGCCCCCAAACUGGUGAAGUGGAUAAACCCAACGGAAACAAAUUCUGUUAGCGGGUUAAGAUGGAGCACGCUGAGAGACGUUACAGACAGUACCACAGAGUUCAGAGGAUCAGGACGCUUCAAGAAGAUGGGGGUAUUGGUGUCAUCAGUCAUUAUCCAAGACAUUGGUCUUGUCUUUGAUGGUGCACUCCUUGAGAACGUGAACUUUUUCUUCUACAUUUCCGAUAUGUAUGCUCAGGUGCCCUUACCUGGUUGGUAGAGAUGGAGUCCAGCUGUCCCUCGUGUUCGUGGUCUAUGGAAAGGAUGAAUUAGGUCUUGGGGACUUAAGGAGGGAAAAUUUUGGUGAACAAAGGCACUAAUAUGUUCCUAGGCCAGGGGUUCUCAACCAGCGCCCGACCCACAGCACAAUUGACAAUUUUGUUGUCACAACUGAGGGGUACCACUGACAUCUAGUGGGUGGAGGCCAGGGAUGCAGCUAAACAUUCCGCAACGUCCACAAGGUUCCCGCCCGUCCCCAACCCCAAGAACUCAAAAAACGAUCUGACUCAAAACCCCAAGAACUCAAAAAACGAUCUGACUCAAAACGUCAGUGUGCUGAGGUUCUGAAACCCUGCCCUAGAAUGGUAGCAGAAACGGAGAGGGAGCAGAUGUGGGAGACAUCUCAGCCAAAGACCGGUUUUGUCUCGUUUUGUGUUCUUUAUAAUGCUUAAGUGAUGCUCAGUUGGUUAGGUCUGAUGAGCCCAGUCUUCCUCUUAUUUUUUCACCCAUUCAUUCAUACCUGGCAAAUAAAUAUAUUUAGCACAAAUCACUAUUCAAGGUGCUAGGAUUCAGCGUUGAGCUGAAAAAUAUCUUACAAUCUGGCAGGGGGUGACAGACAUUAAACUUCUAUGUCAAGUAGUAAUAUAUGCUAUGAAGUUCCUGCAAGAUGGAGUUUCCCUUACUGCCACCACAUCCUUUUACUCACAGCCUUCUGAGUGCCAAGCACUGGACUAGAUACUUUACUCAUAGCAUGUAUACUCUUUUCCUGUAUCCUGCAAGGUGGGUAUUAUUUAUUUUUUGAGAGAGAGACUCGCUUUGUCGCCCAGGCUAAACUACAGUGGUGUGAUCUUGGCUCACUGCAACCUCCACCUCUGGAGUUCAAGCGAUUCUCCUGCCUCAUUCUCCCGAGUAGCUGGGAUUACAGGCACCCGCCACCACACUCAGCUAAUCUUUUUUUUUUUUUGUAUUUUUAGUAGAGAUGGGAGUUUCACCAUGUUAGCCAGGCUGGUCUUGAACUCCUGACCUCAAGUGAUCCGCCCUCCUUGGCCUUCCAGAGUACUGGGAUUACAGGGAUGAGCCACCACACCCAGCCCUGCAAGGUGGGUGUUACUAUCCUCAGAUGAUCAAAAGAGGAUCACAGGAGUUAAAUAAUUUGCCACAAAUUACUUAGUAUGGAGUUGAGCUUGGACUCAAGCUAGAUUCACCUGAAGGAAAAAAUCUGUAUUAUUUCCACUAGUUAACAUUGUGUCUCAUAUGUUGAAUUGAAUGGGAUGAGAAAUAAAUAUCUUCUUUCCUAGAGUUAAGAAAGUGAAGUAGAAAUGAACUCACACUGACCUCUUUCUGUUUCCAGAGUAGAGUUUUUAUUAGACCUAGUAGGAGUUGUAGGAACUGAAUUUUGAGACACAGAUCAGUCUCAGAUGUAGUUGAAUUCCUCACCACUCCUCCCGGCUGGCUCCUGGCAAAAUCUGACGUCUCAGAGAAGUUGGAAACUUUAAGAUCCCUCACCAGCCCUUCAGAUCCUAAUUAUCAAUGAGUGUCUGGGCCUCACAAGGCCUUCAGUCAGCUCUGGAAGCUGCACUGAAGGAGAAGAUCCUGAAACUGAAACAAUUCCUGACUAUUCUUCACAGGAAGUUAAGCCUGAGUGAGGGAGCAUGAUCCAGGAAGAAGUGAGAAGGAAAUGACUUUGGGGCUGGAUUUGGAGUUAGAACCUGGGAGACCAAGGCAAUGGGUCAUGUUCACCUGGUCCUGCUCCGAAUGAGAAUCCCCUGGUUCUUGGCUGGGCCUGGUGCCUCACACCUGUAAUCCCAGCACUUUGGGAGGCCAAGGCAGGCAAAUCACCUGAAGUCGGGAGUUCGAGACCAGCCUGACCAACAUGGAGGAAACUCCAUCUCUACUUAAAACACAAAAUUAGCCGGGCAUCACUGCAGGCUCUUGUAAUCCCAGCUACUCAGGAGGCUGAGGCAGAAGAAUCACUUGGAUCCAGGAGGUGGAGGUUGCAGUGAGCCAAGACUGUGCCAUUGCACUCCAGCCUGGGCAACAACAGCAAAACUCAGUCUCAAAAAAAAAAAAAAAAAAAAAGAUGAGAGAAUCUCUUGGUUCUUGAAAGGACUGCUCUGUGAUGGAGGAAUUGCAAUGCCCAGCAAGGAUCCUGAUCUUGAAGGACAGCUUCACUGGAUAUAGAAAAAAGAAAAAAAAAGGAUCCUGAAUGAUUGACAAGAAACCCAAAGUGUGUAAGGAAUACAAGCUGUCAUUCAAUAAGCCUAAUGUUGUAGAAAUUAAAGUUACGGGUCCCAUGACAUGAAUUAAUUAACUCAGGACAGAUUAAUCCACAGAGACAGAAUGAAGACUGGUAUCUGCCACGGGUUUGCAGGGGGAGGAUGGGGAGAAACUGCUGGAUGGUUGUAGGAGCUUAUUUUGGAGUGAGGGGAGGUUCUGGAACUGGAUAGAGGCGGUAAUCACACAACACUGUUAAUGUGCUGGAAGCCAAAGAAUUGUUCACUUUACGGUGUUAACUUCAUGUCAUGUGAAUUUCAACUCAAUAAGUUAAAAACCCAGGUUCAAAAAUAAAAGAGCCUUCAAGGCUCUUUCAUAUCUCACCUUAUUAUAUUAUCUAUGUAUAUUUAGUAAUACAAAUCUCAAUACAGAGCUCAAAAAGACAUUGUACUGUCCUGCAACUGGACAAGAUGAGGUGCAGGAGAAGCCCGAAGAAGCAGCAAGAACGGCACAUGCUGAGGCCAGAAAACCAGGAGUUCCUGGCAAAGGAGGGGAGGGAUGGCAGAGACAGAGCAGGGAAAACCACAGAUCACAGGAAACCAGGAGUUCCUGGAGGGAUGGCAGGGGACGGAGCAGGGAAAACCACAGAUCACAGGAAACCAGGAGUUCCUGGCAGGGGACAGAGCAGGGAAAACCACAGAUCACAGGAAACCAGGAGUUCCUGGCAGGGGACAGAGCAGGGAAAACCACAGAUCACAGGAAACCAGGAGUUCCUGGAGGGAUGGCAGGGGACAGAGCAGGGAAAACCACAGAUCACAGAAAACCAGGAGUUCCUGGCAGGGGACAGAGCAGGGAAAACCACAGAUCACAGGAAACCAGGAGUUCCUGGCAGGGGACAGAGCAGGGAAAACCACAGAUCACAGGAAACCAGGAGUUCCUGGAGGGAUGGCAGGGGACAGAGCAGGGAAAACCACAGAUCACAGGGAACCAGGAGUUCCUGGAGGGACGGCAGGGGACAGAGCAGGGAAAACCACAGAUCACAGAAAACCAGGAGUUCCUGGAGGGAUGGCAGGGACAGAGCAGGGAAAACCACAGAUCACAGGAAACCAGGAGUUCCUGGAGGGAUGGCAGGGACAGAGCGGGGAAAACCACAGAUCACAGGACACCAGGAGUUCCUGGAGGGAUGGCAAGGGACAGAGCAGGGAAAACCACAGAUCACAGGGAACCAGGAGUUCCUGGAGGGAUGGCAGGGGACAGAGCGGGGAAAACCACAGAUCACAGGAAACCAGGAGUUCCUGGAGGGAUGGCAGGGGACGGAGCGGGGAAAACCACAGAUCACAGGGAACCAGGAGUUCCUGGAGGGAUGGCAGGGGACAGAGCGAGGAAAACCACAGAUCACAGGGAACCAGGAGUUCCUGGAGGGAUGGCAGGGACAGAGCAGGGAAAACCACAGAUCACAGGGAACCAGGAGUUCCUGGCAGGGGACAGAGCAGGGAAAACCACAGAUCACAGGAAACCAGGAGUUCCUGGCAGGGGACAGAGCAGGGAAAACCACAGAUCACAGGGAACCAGGAGUUCGUGGAGGGAUGGCAGGGGACAGAGUGGGGAAAAACCACAGAUCACAGGGAAGGGCAACACUGUGGAGUGAGGCAGGGGCAGUGUCACAGGGCCUGUGUUCAGAGCCUUGUGUAGCCCCUCCCACCCUGGGCUUGGCCAUGUGACUGACUGUGUCUGGCCAACACAGUGCCAGCAAAGGCUCAGCAAGCACUUGCACACAGAGGCUGCUCCUCCCGGAACGUGGGAAAGUACCAUGAGCCUGCACCCACCUGAGCCCCAGCUGAGCUCCUAGCUGGUGGCCGCCAUCAUCUGCCAGCCAGGUGACAGGCCAUGCUGGAUCUUCCGACCUCAGCACCUCAGCCAACAUCUUGAAGCAGCAGAACCACUCAGUUGACCCACAGAGUGGUGAGAAAUAAUGGCUUUCGGGUGGUUUGUGUGGCAGCUGUAGCACAGUACUGGUUACCGCAGAUCACAGGGAACCAGGAGUUCCUGGAGGGGUGGCAGAGGACAGAGCAGAGGAGGGAUGGCAGGGGACUGUGUGGCAGUCAUUUGCAUGCGUUCUAAGCUGCAGUGGAAGCUGAUUCCUAAUGAUAACCUUUUGAGUUCAGUCACCGGUCCAGGGCAUCACGCGGCACUGCUCACCCAGCGUAACAGCGUCUUCAUCCUUUAUGUUCUGUUAACAAAAUCUGGAUAUAACACCUACUCAGAUAAUUCACUAGUUUGGAAACGGAAACACACCUGGCUUUGGCUUUCAAAUUUCACACUGAAAAGAUAAUACUCUGGGUGACCCAGACAACCUAAGAGUAGAUGCUACUUUCCCUGUAUGUCACCUGCACAUGGUAAAACGAACUGCUUUUACCCCAACAAUGCCCCCAGUGUGGAGGUGUGGUUUACAUAAAGGCAAUCAGUACCAGGACACAGGGGCAAAGAGGUCCUCGCCCCACGGGCUCUGGAGCGUGGGGUGGCAGGGAGGGCUCCCGGCUGCCUGGCCUGUCUACUUGUCAUCAGUUUGGGGGCUAACUGUGUCCUCUCUUGUGCCCAGAUCCUCCACCUCUUUCUGAGUCCAUGGCCCCUGGCCUGGCCCUUUGGCUUCAAUAGCCCUGUUCUGCCAAGCUCCUGGGAGAACUGGUGGGUCCCUGUGAUGCCAGCAGAGCUUCCAUCUCCUCUUAGAAGGCACAGGGCUCUGGGCUGCAGCCUCACCUCCCUCAAUGGGAACUGGUCCAGAGGCUUCUGAACUUGGUUUGACAUUGACACUGCUCCAGAGUCUGGUGGAAAUCUUGUUCACACAAGAGCUCAGCAACUUUCCCACACAGCUGGUGACUUUGCUGGUGCAUCUGGAGUUUUUCACAGAACUGAGCCUUGCCCAUAAUACAAAGGAAAAUCCUAGAUUCUUCAGAAACCCAGUGUGCACCUGCUACUUUCUCAUCUGCUGGGUCUGGUUGUUUUGCAUCACCUCUGAUUUUUUUCUUCCCCUUUUGCUGGUUUUUCAUGGACUUCCCCUCCAGUCUCCUUUGUGGAACUCUUAGAAAUGUGCCUCACUCUGCAGCCAUGAUAAUCUGGGGUACCUGUAUGCUCUCUUUGAUCCAGUCUAGAGCCAACAUUCAGACCAUGAAUGGGGAACCCUGCAUGUGAGACAGCAGAGGAGACAGCAAGGCCCAGUGAGCUGCAGAGCGUCUGUCUCUGAAUCUGGAUGGUCAGGGAGGCUGCUGAGGACGAGGCAUUUGACUGAGAUGGGACAGAACUGAUUUGAGAAAGUCAGGAGAGUGGUCUGUUUGGCAGAACCUUCUCCUGAGACUCUGGGAAAGGGCCUGGUUCCUCCCCGAGGGCCUGGACAAAGUAGACUGUCCUGGUUGGGUGGUUUUGCUAAUCUCCUCUGCUACUGGAGAAGCAACUACCACUACCUGUGCGCAUAAGCACGUGUUCAGCUGCCCUGCACAUCUGUGCUCCUGGUGGCCACCUGUCUGGCUCCGGCUCUGGACUGCUUGUUCUGACUCUGUCUCACUGUCACAUUUUGCUUCCCAGCCCCCUCACCCUUCACCUCCAAUGUGCUCGACUGCCUGUCACACAUGCUACCCACCCCCCCUCCUCUUUUUUUCUUUUUUUUGAGACAGAGUCUCACUCUGUCUCCUGGACUGGAGUGCAAUGGUGCGAUCUCAGCUCACUGCAACCUCUGCCUCCCGGGUUCAAGUGAUUCUCCUGCCUCAGCCUCCUAAGUAGCUGGGAUUACAGGCGCAUGUCACCACGUCCAGCUAAUUUUUGUAUUUUUAGUAGAGUCAGCGUUUCACCAUGUUGAUCAGGCUGAUCUCAAACUCCUGACCUCAGGUGAUCUGCCCGCCUCAGCCUCCCAAAGUUUUGGGAUUACAGACAUGAGCCACUGCGUGCAGCCUGCCCCUUUCUUUUGAUCUCUGCCUGUGUCUCUCUUGCCUGCUCUGGUUCCCCAUUUACUUCCUCCUUUCCCUCCACCCAAUAGUCUCCCCACUCCCUCUGUCUCCCUCACUCUCAAGUCCUUUCAGCCUCUCUGAACAACUGAACACAUCCACCUGGACCUGGAGGGAAGAUGGAUCCUUACCCAGCAA
Callithrix jacchus (white-tufted-ear marmoset) is the source of this 11285-nucleotide messenger RNA. The record is from RefSeq and is a predicted model, not a curated record. NCBI's taxonomy places the organism in Eukaryota, Metazoa, Chordata, Mammalia, Primates, Cebidae.